Messenger RNA from Ficedula albicollis (Collared flycatcher), 3452 nucleotides. RefSeq names its product perilipin-3. Bases 20 to 2611 code for a protein of 863 amino acids. The transcript has 7 exons. Gene Ontology annotation, biological process: positive regulation of triglyceride storage; lipid storage. Lineage: Eukaryota; Metazoa; Chordata; Aves; Passeriformes; Muscicapidae. The record is from RefSeq and is a predicted model, not a curated record. Gene Ontology annotation, cellular component: lipid droplet; cytosol.
CAGCUGCAGCUGAGUCAGUAUGGCCUCAGGAAAGACCCCAACCCCAGCCCUGCUGAAGGCUGAGGAGCAGCAGACUGCAAGCGCUGUGGAUCGAGUCACCAGCCUGCCCUUGCUCAGCUCUGCCUUCAACCUGGUCUCCUCUGCCUACAGCCACACCAAGGAGUCCCACCCGUGCCUGGGGGGCGUCUGCAGCGUGGCUGAGACCGUGGCUGCCGUGGCCGUGGGCAGCGUGCUCGGGGGGGCCCAGCCCAUCCUGAGCCAGCUGGAGCCACAGAUUGCCCUUGUGAAUGAAUAUGCCUGUAAAGGUCUGGAUCAGCUGGAGGAGAACUUGCCCUUCCUGCAGCAGCCAGCAGACAAGGUAAUCUCGGACACCAAGCAGCUGGUGACCAGCAAGGUGACAUCAGCCAUGGAUGCUGCCUGUGAGGCCAAGGAAGCGGUGGCUGAUAAAGUCACUGAAGCUGUGGACCUCACUAAAAAUGUUGUUGGGGACAGUGUGAAGCUGACCAGGUCUGUGGUCACCUCCACUGUCAGCAGCGCUGUGGAGGCUGCCCAGGGGGCCAAGGAGCUGGUGACCAACAAGGUGACAGAGGCUGUGGAUGUCACCAAGCACAUGGUGGAGGACAGUGUUGACCUGACCAAGUCUGCAGUUGCUUCCACCAUUGUUAGUGCUGUGGAGGCUGCCCAGGGGGCCAAGGAGAUGGUGACAGACAAGGUGACCAAGGCAGUGGACCUCAGUAAACACAUGGUGGAGGACAGUGUUGACCUCACCAAAUCUGCUGUUGCCUCUACGAUUGUCAAUGCUGUGGAGGCUGCUCAGGGGGCCAAGGAGCUGGUGACCAACAAGGUGACAGAGGCUGUGGAUGUCACCAAGCACAUGGUGGAGGACAGCGUUGACAGGACCAAGUCUGCUGUGGCUUCCACCAUCACUGCUGCUGUGGGGGCUGCCCAGGGAGCCAAGGAGCUGGUGGCCAACAAGGUGACAGAUGCUGUGGACAAGGUCACCAAAGCUGUGGAUGUCACCAAGCACAUGGUGGAGGACAGUGUUGACCUGACCAAGUCUGCAGUUGCUUCCACCAUUGUUAGUGCUGUGGAGGCUGCCCAGGGGGCCAAGGAGAUGGUGACAGACAAGGUGACCAAGGCAGUGGACCUCAGUAAACACAUGGUGGAGGACAGUGUUGACCUCACCAAAUCUGCUGUUGCCUCUACGAUUGUCAAUGCUGUGGAGGCUGCUCAGGGGGCCAAGGAGCUGGUGACCAAUAAAGUGACAGAGGCUGUGGAUGUCACCAAGCACAUGGUGGAGGACAGCGUUGACAGGACCAAGUCUGCUGUGGCUUCCACCAUCACUGCAGCUGUGGGGGCUGCCCAGGGGGCCAAGGAGCUGGUGGCCAACAAGGUGACAGAGGCUGUGGACCUGACCAAGGGGGCUGUUCAGGACAGUGUUGAGAAGACCAAAUCUGUGGUCACCUCUACAGUCAGCACAGCUCUGGAUGCUGCCUAUGGCACCAUCACCAGCAAGAUCAACACAGCCCUGGAGCAGGGCAGGGAGGCUCUCCAGGAGGGUGUGGAGAUGACCAACUCAGUGGUGGCCAACAGCAUAAGCAAAGCCAAGGCAGUGAGCCAGGCAGUGGCUGGAGGUGUGGAAUCUGUCCUGGGAAUGUCAGAAGAUCUGGUGGAUCAUUACCUCCCGAUGACCGAGGAGGAGCUGGGUAAACUGGCCACCACGGUGCAGGGCUUUGGCGUGGCCUCGCUGGAGGAGCAGAGGAGGCAGCGCAGUUACUUCGUGCGCCUGGGCUCGCUGUCGGGCAGGCUGCGGCACCGAGCCCACCAGCACUCCCUGGCCAGGCUGCAGAGCCUCAGGCACAGCACCCAGGACACGCUGGCACGGCUGCAGCUGGCAAUACAACUGAUUGAAUCUGUCAAACAGGAGGUUGGCCAGAAGCUGCUGGAGGGGCAGGAGAAGCUCCAUCAGCUGUGGGUGGACUGGAGCCUGACGCAGCCCAAAGGAAACCAAGUCAGAACCGCGUGCCAGCCAGAGCAGGUGGAGCCCCGCACUCUGGCCAUGCUCAGGAUCAUCACCCAGCAGCUCCAGCCCGCCUACGAGAGCCUCCGGCUCCGCACCCACGGCCUCCCCUGCAGCAUCCAGGAUGCCGUGUCUCAGGCCACUCGACACAUCCACAAGCUCCACAGCUCCUUCUCCAGGGCCGUGUCCUUCCAGGACCUGUCCGGAACCACCCUGGCCCGCUGCCAGGACCGUGUGGCAGAGGCCCGGAGGUCUCUCGAUGUCCUCCUGGAGUAUGUCACUCACAACACCCCCCUGAACUGGGUUGUGGGGCCCUUCAGGGCCAUGGCCAAGGGGGCACAGGAGAGCAGAAAGCAGGAGAAGAAAGAGAUGAGGAGUGAUAGAAAAUUGGAAAAGGCUCCACUAUCACAGGAGGUGACUAAGGCACCUGAAGAGCCAAAGGGAGCCAACAGGCUCUCAGAGAAAUGGUGUGAGGUGCUAGACAAGCUGGAGGAGCAGGUGGGGAAGCCAGAGGAGAAGGAAAGGAAGGACACAGAGGUGGCCCUGGCUGCAAAGGCGAUAGAAACCAGUGCACCAGAGGAAGAUCUCUGAUAGAUUCCAGCUCUUCUGGCCAAGGCUACUUGGCUAAAACAGCACUGGAGCUUCUAAUUUUGUGCCCACUUGUGCCACAAGUGCCUCUGCUCUCUGAAUUUACAGUCAGAUGUAAUUGUAAGGAGAUUUGAUCACCAAGGUGGGGAGGUUCUGAAUCUUGAUUUACUGUUUUUAAAUCCAACUGCUGUGCUGAAAGGGGAGAUGGGACCUGCACUUCAGCUUUCUAACUCAGCCCAGCUGUAGCUGUGAGUGCCUAAAUCUCACCUAAACAAGUUGUGGGAGAGAAGUGAUCUCCAUUUAUUUUUAAUGCUGGAUUUGUUUUUAAUUCACCCAAAUGCUGUGCUUGACCUUUGACACCAUCUCCUGCCUUCUCCAAGUUAAAAAUACAAGUUUAAAAACACAACUUCCUUUGUGCCUGUUGUGCUUCCGGGGAGGCUCGGCCCUGCAGCACAUCUGGCACAGCUGGGGACAAGGAGCUGCUUCUCAAGAAGAGAAUUCUCUUCAUGGAUCAGCCAAACACUUUUCCUUCACUCUGCAGUGGCCUUUUCUUUAACCAUCUUUCCUAGUUCUGUGAAUGACUUCAAGGAUUGUCUGAGAGUAACUCCAUGUGUAAAACACUUCACAGCCAUUAAAUGAGGCAGCUUUUCCCAGGGGUUACUCUGCCAUGGGAUUAGGAUAUCCUGUUAUUAAAAUAGGGGGAAUUUUAAUCCAGGUGCUGGUUCUUUCCUAGAAAACACUACUUUGUAAUAAUUUCUAAUGUAACUUAUUUUGGUAACUGUUCCUGGCAUUGUCCUGUGCCAGGGCUGGUGAGCAGACACUGGAAUAAAGCGUGACCUGUGUU